AUGUGGUCGAAACACCAUUCAAAACAGCAACACCCAUCCGCCCCCAUGGGCUUCCACGAAGACGAUGCUCAUUCUGCCUGCCUGAACUGCUCUUUCGACUUCAGACCACUCCACCGUAAACUGACCAGAGCAGAGGAUAUCGCUGGUCGCCUCAGAACUUCGGCUCUCAGUAAGACUAGCCUCACCGAACAGCAACACUUGGUGGAUGACGGAUACACCUCUUUAAGCGAACGUCCAAAAAACAGUGAUGAGACGUCGGAGUCGCCCCUGCCAUCAAAAAUGACGUCUUAA
Messenger RNA from Dibothriocephalus latus, 291 nucleotides. The record is from the annotation of a GenBank genome assembly. NCBI's taxonomy places the organism in Eukaryota, Metazoa, Platyhelminthes, Cestoda, Diphyllobothriidea, Diphyllobothriidae.